UUUACAUGGUAUGUAGGUAAGGGGAGGAGAACCAUUACCUGGAACAGAAAGGUAAGUAGGACAGGUAUCACACAAGCCACAGUAUUUCCUGUCCUCAGAACAGAGGACAGGUACUGCCUGUGUGGGUGGGGGAGAGAUUCUAACCUGGAAAGAGGAGGAGUAAUAUUUGGGAAGGAUACCACGAUAUACCUUUGAUCAGUAUACAUCAUGUUCCUACCUCUGCUCAGCUGAAUCUCACCUGCUCAUCCAUGGAACCUCCACCGGCAUAUCCUGGUUCUCCAUAUGCACCCUAUCCAUCUGUUCCUCACCAACCUGGGAACCUUGGUACCCACUAUCGACCAUAUACCAUACAACCAGGACCUCCUCAGCCCCACUAUGUUAUCAACAGACCCCCAUCCAACAAGGUGUCGUUGUUCUCCUGUCUGUCCAGUCGUGGGGCCAGCAUAUUAAUCCUCCUUGUUAUCACGAUUGUGCUUGUUGGAUUGGGGCUGAUCGCUGCAUAUAAACUAAAUGCAUUCAAUGGCUCCUCUUCAAGUUCCUCAAUUCCCAGGGAGCAAUGUUUUCCCAACAAAACUCUUUGUAAUGGAGUGGCCGAGUGUUCACGAGGAGGAGAUGAGAUGGGAUGUGUACGAUUCAGAUGGGAUAAUUCCUUGCUCCUGGUCAUGUCUCGUAAGAGAGAGAACCUCUGGCUGCCUGUAUGCUCCAGUGGGGUUAAUGACAACUUCCCUUCAUUUGUGUGCCAACGCUUUGGUUUCCAGGAAAAUCCAAAAAAAAGUCUGGUGGCCAUGAAUGACAACCCACAAAACAUUGGAAUGGUCAGCACUGGGGCAUCAGACACCAUCCAUGGCAGUCUAGACAGUGCACCUUGUCCUUCUGGUCAGUACCUGGCUGUAAGAUGUUCAGACUGUGGAACCAGAAAGAUGAGUAGAAUUAUCGGAGGCACAGAGGCUAGUGUGGGAGAGUGGCCUUGGCAAGUCAGUCUCCACCAGCAGUCAGGAGUCCGAUUUACACAUGUCUGCGGUGGUACUCUCAUCAACACCCAAUGGGUGCUUACCGCAUCUCACUGCUUUACUGAGACAGCAGCUCCUAGCCAUUGGAGAGUUUAUGCUGGAGCUGUCAAACUUUAUAACCUCCGUGCUGUCUCUGCUGUCUCAAGCAUUGUUCGACAUGAGGAUUAUCAUUCGGAUACUGAUGAUUAUGAUGUUGCACUUAUGAAGCUGAGGGAACCCUUUACUUUAUCAGCUGGUAUCCAGCCUGCCUGCCUACCCAUGACGGGUCAGACCUUUAACCCAGAUACCAAAUGCUGGAUCAGUGGAUUUGGUAAAACGGCAGCAUCUUCUGAUGAGACUUCCAGUGUCCUGAUGGAUGCAGAGGUUUCAAUUAUCAGCACAGAUGUUUGCAAUAGUGUGAAUAUUUACCGUGGAGCGAUUACUUCAAGAAUGAUGUGUGCUGGGAAACUGGCAGGAGGAACAGAUUCUUGCCAGGGAGACAGUGGUGGACCACUAGUGUGUGAGCAAAGCGGACGUUGGUAUGUUGCAGGGGUGACAAGUUGGGGAACUGGCUGUGGAGAAAGGAAUAAACCUGGUGUAUAUACCCGCGUUACUGAGGUCCUGCCAUGGAUUUAUACCAAGAUGGAGCUGGAGAGAAAUCGAUGACCACAGAGCACCGAUGGGAAAGACAAAAAGGACUUGCCCCUGAUGUGACUGUACUGUUAUGUAUCAAAAAAUUUUGACUGGGCAAAAGGACAUUAUGGGCUUCCCAGCAAAAUGCAACAACAUAAUGCAGGGUCACCCCAAUAAUUUCAUAAGGUUGCAGUGGAACAAAAGCAACAAAUACAAACUGGACACAGGACCUUGAAGACCAUGCGUGCGCUGCAUCUGGACUUGGGCACUCAUUGAACCAUAUUAAUAGAGAAGUCAGCUGUAUUAUGCACAUAAAUUAUAUAUUUUAAGCAACAAUAUAGAGAACACAGAUACAAAAAGAUGAGUCGUUGAACAAAAUGAGUUGCAUUGAUCAAUAUGCGCUACAGAAGGUUGCAACCUAAAGUAAUAAGCAGAAGCCAGAGUGCUAAGUGAACUAGAGGAAGGUUUAUAUAGCUCAAUAGGAAGAGUCUUAUUGACUUAAAUAUUAGUUCCAUGUAAUCUUCAGUAGUCAGCCACCAUAGGCUAUUGUCCGACAACACCUAUAGUGCCACAUUAGCCAAAGAAUGGCUGAACGUUGUGAGAGUGGCAUCUAGAAGUACUUGUGUUGCCCGUGCCUGAAAUAAUGACAGUACUCGCAUGGGACAUUUGGAAGUGAUUUAUAGAGGUGGCAGGAGUACUGAAACCAUAGAAUGCACUUUGUUCAAUCGAGAAAAAAUAUCUGUUUGUUUAAAGCCUAUUAACAUCUUUUU
Spea bombifrons (plains spadefoot toad) is the source of this 2392-nucleotide messenger RNA. It is a transcript of the gene TMPRSS13, whose product is annotated as transmembrane serine protease 13. The transcript is spliced from 13 exons. Gene Ontology annotation, molecular function: serine-type endopeptidase activity; protein binding. The record is from RefSeq and is a predicted model, not a curated record. Gene Ontology annotation, cellular component: membrane. NCBI's taxonomy places the organism in Eukaryota, Metazoa, Chordata, Amphibia, Anura, Pelobatidae. Gene Ontology annotation, biological process: proteolysis. The coding region runs from base 249 to 1655 and encodes 468 amino acids.